Molecule: messenger RNA, 5313 nt
Organism: Grammomys surdaster
Lineage: Eukaryota; Metazoa; Chordata; Mammalia; Rodentia; Muridae
Gene: Serinc5
Product: serine incorporator 5
Exons: 12
Coding region: 78-1463 (461 amino acids)
Cellular component (GO): membrane
Source: RefSeq, a predicted model, not a curated record
GCGCGCUCGCGGACCAAGCCGAGAGGGCCUGAGUGACGGCCCAGCGGGCAGCGUCCUCGAGGUCGUCGGCCGCGGCGAUGUCUGCCCGGUGCUGUGCUGGCCAGUUGGCCUGCUGUUGUGGACCUGCUGGCUGUACCCUCUGCUGUGGCUGCUGCCCUAAGUUCCGACAGUCUCGGACCACCCGCUUCAUGUAUUUAUUCUACUUCAUCCUGGUCACCAUCCUCUGCUGUGUGAUGAUGUCACCCUCUGUGAUAAAGCAAGUGAAGGAGCACAUUCCCUUUUUUGAAGACUUCUGUAAAGGUAUUAAAGCCGGCGACACCUGUGAGAACCUGGUGGGCUAUUCUGCCGUGUACCGAGUCUGCUUUGGAAUGGCUUGUUUCUUCUUUCUGUUUGGCCUGCUGACCUUAAAAGUCAACAACAGCAAAAGUUGCCGAGCCCAUAUUCACAAUGGCUUUUGGUUCUUUAAAUUGCUGCUGUUAGGGGCCAUGUGCUCAGGGGCAUUCUUCAUUCCAGAUCAGAAGACCUUUCUGGAAGCCUGGCGCUAUGUGGGAGCUGUGGGGAGCUUCCUCUUCAUUUGUAUCCAGCUCCUCCUGAUUGUGGAGUUUGCACAUAAGUGGAACAAAAACUGGACUGCAGGCACCGUCCGUAAUAAGCUGUGGUUCGCCUCCCUGUCCCUGGCGACACUCAUCAUGUAUUCUGUUGCUGUUGGAGGCUUGGCUUUGAUGGCAGUGUUUUACACACAGUGGGACAACUGCGUUGAUAACAAGAUUCUCCUGGGAGUACAUGGUGGCCUAUGCGUGCUAAUCUCUCUGGCAGCCAUCUCGCCCUGUGUCCAGAAUCGACAGCCACACUCUGGGCUGCUGCAGUCAGGGCUCAUAAGCUGCUAUGUCACCUACCUCACCUUCUCAGCACUGACCAGCAAGCCUGGGAAAAAAGUCCUAGAUGAACACGGGAAGAAUGUUACCAUAUGUGUGCCUGACUUUGGUCAAGACCUGCAUAGAGAUGAAAACAUGGUGGCCUGUCUGGGCACCCUUCUUUUAAUUGUGUGCAUCUCAUAUUCAUGUUUGACAUCGACAACAAGGUCGAGCUCAGACGCUCUGCAGAGGCGGUAUGGAGCUCCUGAGCUGGAAGUAGCCCGGUGCUGUUUCUGUUUUGGUCCAGAUGGAGAAGACACUGAAGAGCAGCAGAAUGUCAAGAAGGGACCCAGGGUCAUUUAUGACGAGAAGAAAGGCACCGUCUACAGCUACUCCUAUUUCCACUUUGUCUUCUUCCUGGCUUCCCUCUACAUGAUGAUGACCCUGACCAGCUGGUUCCACUACGAAAAUGCCACCAUUGAGACUUUCUUUGUCGGGAGCUGGUCCAUCUUCUGGGUCAAGAUGGCCUCCUGCUGGAUAUGUGUGCUGCUGUACCUGGGGACCCUGGUGGCCCCUCUUUGCUGUCCCUCCAGGCAGUUCUCUGUGUGAGGAUCUCCAAGUGCCCCAUGGCUCAGCAGGCCUGUGCCCGCUCUGGAGGGCUGCCCUUUGAACAUGAGCACCAGGGGUUUAAGCAGCAACUGGUGCCCUGUGAAACGCUGACAUCCCCUCGAUAGCUUAAGUAGGUCUGACAAAGCUUUCAGGAAACAAGCUAAAUCUCCUGAUUAGCUUCUUGUUGUAAAAUCCAAAAGGAAACUACCAGCUUGAUCUACAGGAAUUGAAAUCUUUAGCCAAGCUGGUAGGUGCCAUUAUCUCUUUAUGCCUUACCCAAGAUUUAGCUAAAGUUUUGUUGCUGUUCUUCCAGGGCGUGUUUUAACCAGGGCAGAGCUUGGGGCAUAGCAUCCAUCCCAGGGAUGAAGAUGGCCUUGUGUGGCCUGUCGCUCUCAUCCUUGUGUGGCCUGUCAUGCUUAUCCUUGGCAUAAAGAAGCAACAACAAACACUGAGUGCUCAGCCUAAGAUGGGGUCUGACCUCUGUCACUCACAGCUCCCUGUUUAUGCAGAGUACAGAGGGAGUCUCUCCUUUGAGUCCACCCUCAAUUACUUCCACACGUCCCUGCCCACAGCAUUUUCUAUUGAGGUCAUGAUGCUGGGAGUCACGGCCUUCUUGUCCUCUCUGCCCUUGGCAGAAGUCCUUCAUUCUUGUCGAGGGUAGUGUUUGUAAUAAUGUGAAAAGCACAAUUUGUUCUCACCUUCAUGGAAUGCUCCACCAUGUUUCCCUACCCAAUACAAGUCACUGCAGUAAUCCUGUACUUGUUCAUGGUGAUGGUCAUGUGACUGUACAAGAUGCAUGCUGUUGUCUUUGCCCAAGCAGUGGAGGAUGACAGUUCUUACUUGUGUGUGUCAUUAACAGGAAUGCUUUAAGGAUCUUAACAAAAAACAUUGCUUCUUUACUGCAGCCUGCCAUACCCGAGUGUUAAGGUCAGCCGAUUCUCCCCCACUACGAAGCCUUCCUCAUUUACAGUGCCCCCAAUGUCAACAGCAUGGUUUCCUUGAAGUAGAGAAGGGCUGGGUUGAGGAUCCCAGGCAGCUUCCAACAGCUGGCCAGACAGAUUGGCUAGACAGCUGUGGUAGUGUGGAACUAGACUGCCUUGCAAAAGUAGGUGGUUGGGGGCAUCUCACAAGGCUAUGAUUACAUCCACACAAAUUCCUAGAUAGGUUUUGGUAAAGCAGUGCUCACAGGUAUGCAUUUUAGUGCCAAUGUUCUUGGUGAGGGAGGAGAUUUCCCCAGUCCCUAUCUGAACAAGUCAGGCAGAAUUGGGACUCACCUAAGUCUGGUUCCCACGUGCCAAAAUGUCAGAGUCUUCAUUUCUGUUCACUACUGUGCCCUCCUGCUAAAAGGACCCAGGGGAAGGAAAUAGUGGUGAAUUCUUUGGAGAACUUGCCUGCUUUACAGUAUUUGAGAUCCUGUCUUAAAAAUACACAAAUGAGGACACCUUGUCUGUAAACUUCAUCAUAAUCCUUGUAUAGGAGGAAUAGGUCAGGGCCUGUCAGCAGUUCGGAGACAGCUCAGGAGAAUCACAAAAGGAAUAGCUAUACACUAACUCUGAACAAGUCUACUUAAUCCAGUAGGAAUGGGAGCCUCCUCAGCUGGGAAUGGUUCAGAAAGUGGCCCCUGCUGUGCCUGAGGGAGGUGCUGUGAGAGGAGGCCGAGGGGACUCAGUGCUGGUGGGAGCAGGAUUGUUUGUCCUAGGUCUGUCUCUGCUGAGACUGGCAGCCAGGUGUGGUGACUUUUGAACUGGUCCUCAUACCAGGUCAUGGCCAGGCUGACAAGGCCACACAUUCCUGGGCUGGCCUUUGUUGGCCCCUUUUCCUCUCUGGAAAGCAGCUCAGGGAAACCCAGACAGUCCCAGUGGCAGCCCCCGUGGCUUCCCUCUGAACUAACCAAGCCCCACUCACUUUCCAGCUGCCUAAGUCUUGGUUGAGUGCAUGCACUACCCACCAGAAGUUAGGUCUCACACAGGAGGAAGAGCUGGCUUCCCCUUCUUUACUCUCAGCUGAUGGUAUUAGAUUGAUGGUCAGAGUUGAGUUGAAAGGUUUCUAAGUAAGAUAUAGGUAAGAACUGAACCUUUAAUCUCAGCUAAAGCAAGGGGAUCUCUGUGGUUUCUAGGCCAGCUAGAUCCUAUUUCAAAACAGGUGAUAUUUGUGAUCAUCGAUGAGAAACUACUCAGGUAGAAGCCUGUUUGUGAGCUUAAGAAUGCUAUUGUUUGUGAGACUUGAGAAAACUGGAAAGUGUGCCAUUGUUUUGAGAUAACAGCAGCAAUGUUAGCUUGCUUGAUCCACUGGUAGCUUUUAAAGCUAACAGACCUUUGCUUCCUGCAGUACCUGAGCAGAACUAUAAAAUGCACACUUUGAAGCCACCCGUCUGACCCUUAGCCACGGAGGUGGAGUUUUAGAAGUCAUACGUGUUCUCUCCCUCUCGUUUUUAUGAGUAAAACGUUAGUUAUGCCAGGGAGGGGGUUCUCCUGGGAAUCUCAUUCACAGAUACCUGGUUCCCAUGUCAUUACUGAGUCAAGUUUUGGUGGUGCUGGGUAGCUGAUCUGGGUUUCUUGGGAAGUCAGCAGAUGAAUUGUUCUCCAGAGGUUUGGGGAAGUUUUAUGUAGUGGGUGAACUGUGGUGUGGAAAGAGUUGGGGGGUGACAUGGAGUAUUGAGACUUUGGGGUUCUGAAUCCCAUAAGGAAUGGCCAACGGGAGACAUAGUGUCAUGUCUCCAGUUCCACGGGUGACUUCACUCCAGUAUUAACUGCCCCCUUCCCAAAUUGUCACCCUCUGCCUUUAUCCAAUGAUGUACUCAUGCCAUCCUUGGUGCUUCAUGUUACCCUAGAAAGAGAGCUCCAGAGCCUGUAUUGAAAUGUCCUGGGCUUCUCUUCUUCCAUUGCCUUUCUAAGCAGGGGCUCUUGUUCAUGUGCUGAAACAUAAGCCAAUGCAUAUCCCACAUCCUGCCAAGAAGCGAAAGGGCUUCAUAAGGAAGACACACACCAGAGAGGACCCUGGGCCUCCUCCUGGGACACGAGCUUGCCACCUGGUCAUAGACUCUCAAGGUUUCUUCUGUGACUUACUCACUAGUACACAUUUUCAUUUCCUGCAGAGAUGAGCUCUCUGGCAUUGCGGUGACGUCAGUAGACAGGAGAGCCGACACGAGGGCUUUAGCUCAUUUUCUAUUUUCCAUCAGUGAAACAUUCACAGAGACAAUUAUUUUGAAAGGCUGAAACACUUGGCUUUUACCAAAGAGGUGUAUUUAAUUUUGUUUUAGUUGGGCAAGGGCAGAGCCAGAAUGCGUUCGCCCAAUUGACUUCGAGAAAUUUAACCACAUUCAUGUGAGGAAAGUGAUAGAAGUCUUUAAGGUAAUCCUUUGGGAUCCUGGGAAAUUCUCUCCGGUAAAGAAAGAUUACAGCAGAUGAGUAAUAUAUGUCUUGAGAGCUAUUUAUAACAAUUAUAAGAGGAUCAUUUCGUUUCCAUUUAUUAAAGAUUUAAACUUUUUUACUUUGCAAAGGAAAAACUACAAACAUUUUUAUAGUCAUAACUGUUAAUUUUUUUAAAAAGAUUUUUUUUUUGGAAACAACUGUAACCAAAUUUUGUGGUUACAUUUUUGCUACAGCAGAGUUUGAAUGCAAUCUGUGUGGUAAGUCUACUGUUUGUUUAUAAAAGUCUUUGACAUGAUUAGAUUUUGGUACCUUUUAAAAUAGUUAUUUUUUCCCCAUUAGCCACAAAGCCAAUUAUGGAUUUGUAUUUGUGUUUUUCAAUGCUAAUUUUUCUAUGAAGCACCUGAAAUUGUCUGGCCUUUUCCUAUGUAGAAAACUCAAACUUGUUAACUCUGUACUUUAAUAAAAUGUAAACUUGAAAA